Harmonia axyridis is the source of this 1448-nucleotide messenger RNA. RefSeq names its product reticulon-4-interacting protein 1 homolog, mitochondrial-like. Gene Ontology annotation, cellular component: mitochondrion. The record is from RefSeq and is a predicted model, not a curated record. Bases 124 to 1287 code for a protein of 387 amino acids. Lineage: Eukaryota; Metazoa; Arthropoda; Insecta; Coleoptera; Coccinellidae. The transcript has 6 exons. Gene Ontology annotation, molecular function: zinc ion binding; oxidoreductase activity.
AGUUGUCAUCUGUCAAAAUUAUAACCUCAAAGCUUUACUUUUCUGAUACAUAAAUAAACUUUGUUUAUCACUGUUUAUGAAUAUUUUCGUCAUAAUCUGAAAUUUAACGCAUUUAUUGUUAAUAUGAGGUCAUCAAUAUUAUUACAAUCCUUGCAAGGAAGGAUGUUAGCAAGAUAUUCCAAAAGAAAUUGUUUUACUCAGACUCAAUUAUCGAAACCAGCAAACUUUGCUGCCCAAGCGCAAUUUUCUGAUGUUAUAAAAAUGAAUGCUUGGCAAGUACAUAGCUAUGAAGAAGAUUUACAGUUAUCAACGGCUCGUAAACCAUUGCUUCGGUUUAUAGACAGCAUUCUUGUAAAAGUCGAGUCUGCUUCUGUUAACCCGAUUGAUUUGUAUAUGAAAGAUGGCUAUGCAAAAAAUGCUCUGAAUUUUUUAAGGGAGGAUGAAAUGGAACUUCCUCUUACGCUGGGUAGAGACUUUUGUGGUACAAUAGUUCGUAAGGGCUUAACAGUUGAUAAAAAGUAUAAAGUAGGGGACAGAGUUUAUGGAUUUAUUCCUUUGUAUAGGCAGGGUUCGUUUGCAGAAUAUGUUGUUGCUGAACAUGGCCAUUUCCAUCAUCAACCUGACCAUCUCCGUCCUGAAGAAAGUGCUUCUAUGAUAUAUGCUGCCAUGACUGCAUGGUCAGCCUUGUUUGUAACAGGAGGCCUAACUCGUGGAAAUACAAAGGAUAAAAGAGUUUUAAUUUUGGGUGCUUCUGGAGGAGUUGGUACAAUGGCUAUUCAGUUGUUGAAAUCCCAAGGAGUUCAUGUAACAGGAACUUGUGCUACAGAUGCAGUAUCUUUAGUGAGGUCUCUAAAAGCAGAUGAGGUUUUUGAUUAUACUCAACAAGAUUGUAUCCAAAAAAUUUCUGAAAAUAGAUAUGAUAUAAUAUUGGACUGUGCAAAAUUUGGUGUAGACAAAAUACCAAAUGAAUGGAAAUUUGAACAAUACAUCACGUUGAAUUCACCACUUAUAUUGAAUACAGAUAAAUAUGGUUUAGUAGGUGGUUCACUCAAAAGCAUCAGUACACUAUUGAGCGAGAACAUUAUUAAAAUUAAAGAUGGUAAAAUGGUUAAAUGGGGUUUUUUCCUUCCUUGUAGCAAAGGCUUUGCAUUCAUCAGCCGUUUAGUGACUUGUGGCCUGUUACGACCUGUUAUACAUAAGAAGUUUUCUUUUGAACAAUUACCAGAUGCAUUAAAUGAAGUGAAAAAAGGACACCUCAGAGGAAAAGUAGUGGUAAAUACGAAGUAAAGUGCCAUAAUGCUGAAUAUUGGAUGUUUACAAUAAUAUUUAUUGUUGGAUAUUUUCAUUACAUCAAUGGAAAAUGACACUCAUGAUUUCAACUGAACAAUAAUAUUUACUUAAUAUUAUGUGCAAGACUGAUACAAUUAAAAUUAAUUUUAUUAUCUGUA